AUGAAGGUAACAAGCGGUGCUGGGUGUAAGACACAGUUGCUAUAUAUUCUCCACUUAUAUUCUGGCUCUAAUAACCAGUCGCCCUAUGAAGCUUCCGUCUCCCAACUCCGUCGCGUUAGCCCAGAACCGAAAUACAACGCCAGGAAACGCGAGCGACAGAUUGCAAAUGCCAUUGCUGCUGUAGUAACGCGACGCGAGAAAGACUUAUCAGCUGUCACUUGGACGGCGAGUGGUCACAAUAUCAUUAUCCACGUCGCGCAAAACAGCGCCGUGGACCCGAGUGUCGUGGACCAUCUUAAGUUGAUUUGGACAAAGUUGCAGGCGAUCACCCGGUAUGAACCUCAGACCUCCGAUGAAGCCGUUCAGAAAGCUCCUGACGAGGCGUUGGAUGCAGGCCCCAUGGACUUGUGGAGGCAGAUACUCUACCAUGUCUACACUGCUUGUUUUCCCAAGCUGAAAGCUCGCCUCAUGAAGCGCCGACGAGAAGCGCAGGAGUUCAUCACUACCAUGAACGAGGCGAUAGCAUCGGAUACCCGGUUACCUGACUCGGACAUUCCGUUGCGCGACAAAAUCAUUUUGCGCAGGCUGUUGGCUUGCGUGCAACGAAUAUACGAACUUAUCGAUUUGCCUGCGUCCGAGGCCGCGCCUAAGAUGGUCGACGAUCUUGCGCUCGUGCGACGUGACUGGGCACGAGCGACGGGGGAGAAUGGAAUUCUCAUGAUAAAUUGGCAAGCUAUUUUUGAGCAGCGGCAGCAAGAGAGAAAUGUGACGUCAGAUUCAAAAAUAUUCGACUUUCGACGCUUCAUGGAGGAGGCCUACUCUCUCCACACCCAUAUUCACACUCUUUGCCGUGCUGCGACAUCUCCUCGCAGAAAGGUUAUGUUCCAUGCAGAACUUGAUGUGGUACUAGUGCAACCUUACGCUGCCCUUUCCCGUCCUUUUUCAAUUUCGGAAGAAGACAUCGGCUCUUUCAUUGAAAGCCUAAGUGAAUCCGAGAUGUCGCAUGAGGAAGAGGAGGAAUCAAAGCCAGAGGAACAAGAAACACGUCCAUUCAUCUCGCGAGAGCGUCUCCUAGCCCAGUUAGGCGAGUCAUACUCCGAAACAUCGCAAGUCGUGGACCUCUCUCGCCAGACCCCUCACUGUGAAUGCACCCUGCUUAUGUAUCACACGACAUCCGCUGGUCUCCCACCCCAUCCCUACAUUGGCGUCUCCAAGCUGUCUUGUUAUCCAUUCGUGCCAAAAGGAAUACGGUGGGAGCUGAAGGGGACAGAUGGAAAGCUCUUCCCUGGUUGGGUUAGGCCAAAAGGGUUGUCCCAAGAGGCGAACGAGAAAGUCGAACAGCUCAUGGUGAAGAAGUUGACGGAAAGGCUCCGCUUGAGUCUCGCAGAAGCAAAGAAAGCUCGCACACUUUCCGAUAGAGAUCCAGCGUUUUUGAAUGAAAUCUAA
Laetiporus sulphureus 93-53 is the source of this 1446-nucleotide messenger RNA. RefSeq lists its product as uncharacterized. The transcript is spliced from 5 exons. Bases 1 to 1446 code for a protein of 481 amino acids. NCBI's taxonomy places the organism in Eukaryota, Fungi, Basidiomycota, Agaricomycetes, Polyporales, Laetiporaceae. The record is from RefSeq and is a predicted model, not a curated record.